GCGACGAUUUCCGCUUCCGGGUCACGUAUUAGGAACGUCGUGUGUACGGCGCGAUCACAACAGAAAGUUUAACAGAAACUGAACAGUUUCAGUGUUUACUGCCCACAAACCCGGGCUUCCCGAUUGGAUCUCGCAACGUUAGCAACCUCACAAAGCUUAUCGAACAACAUAAAGUGCUGUGCAGGAUUGGAUAAUGUCUCUUCCCAAGCGGGAGGUGGAGGAGCUGAGGCCAUGGGUGGAGCGCACCGUGAAGAAGGUACUGGGCUUCUCAGAGCCCACAGUGGUUACUGCGGCUUUGCACUGUGUUGGAAAGGGACUGGACAAAAGGAAAACCACAGACCAGCUGCGUCCAUUCCUUGAUGACUCUGCAGGAGGUUUUGUGGAGCGCCUUUUUGAAGCUCUUGAGGAAAGCCGCAGUUCUCGUGGCAGCAAAGGAGGAGGAGAAAAGAACCGCAAGAGAGAACUGAAGGAUGUGUUUGGCGAUGAGGCUGAAACAGGUGCCAUGAGAGAAACUUUAGAGUCUACAGAUGGGACAGUUGCAAAGCGGAAACGCGUUCCUCGAUUUGAGGAGGUGGAAGAGCCUGAGGUCAUUCCUGGACCUCCAUCUGAGAGCCCUGGCAUGCUCACUAAGAUGCAGAUAAAACAAAUGAUGGAGGCGGCCACUAAGCAGAUAGAGGAAAGGAAGAAGCAACUGAGUUUUGCCUCUGCAGUCCCUUCAGCACAGUUGAACAAUACACAAAUGGAGUCCCCUGCAGUUUCCCGACUUCUUGGCCAGGCUGCUGCAGCUUCAGGUGGUGCCUCAUCCAUCGCCCCCUCCCAGGCUGCCAGCUUCAUGAACGAUGCUAUUGAGAAGGCCCGCAAAGCUGCUGAACUACAGGCCCGCAUCCAGUCCCAGUUAGCCAUGAAGCCUGGUAUACUGGGAGCCUUGGGGAACACUGGGCCUCACAACCUGGUUGCUUUAGCGAAUCUACAUGCUAUGGGAAUUGCGCCACCAAAAGUAGAAAUCAAGGAGGUCAAUAAGCCAACGCCUCUUAUUCUGGAUGACAAAGGAAGAACUGUUGACGCCAGUGGAAAAGAAGUGGAACUAACGCAUCGCAUGCCUACACUGAAAGCAAACAUCAGGGCAGUAAAGAGGGAGCAGUUCCGUCAGCAGCUAAAGGAGAAACCUGGAGAGGAUUUGGAGUCCACGUCCUACUUUGACCACCGUGUGUCCAUCUUACCACCGCAACGCCCUCGUAAGGGUUUCAGAUUCCAUGAACAGGGUCGAUUUGAGAAGAUCGCACAGAGAAUAAGAACUAAGGCUCAGCUGGAAAGGUUGCAGAGUGAAAUUGCCCAGGCAGCAAAGAAAACAGGAAUCCAGGCAUCCACCAAGCUGGCCCUUAUUGCUCCGAAGAAAGAGAUUGGUGAUGGGGAGGUGCCCAACAUUGAGUGGUGGGACUCUUUCAUCCUGCCCUCCAACAUAGAUAUAACACCCGACACCAAAUUUGAAGAAUUGGAGCUAUUUGGUGUGACCAACCUUGUUGAACAUCCUGCACAAAUGAGCCCUCCAGUUGAUAACGAUAAACCUGUAACGCUGGGCGUUUACCUGACAAAGAAAGAACAGAAGAAACUGAGAAGACAGACAAGAAGAGAGGGGCAAAAAGAAGUCCAGGAGAAGGUUCGUCUGGGUCUGAUGCCUCCACCAGAGCCCAAAGUACGCAUUUCUAACUUGAUGAGAGUACUGGGGACGGAGGCAGUUCAGGACCCCACAAAAGUAGAGGCCCACGUCAGAGCACAGAUGGCCAAGAGACAAAAGGCUCAUGAGGAGGCAAAUGCAGCACGCAAGCUUACAGCAGAGCAGAGGAAAGAAAAGAAAGUCAAGAAGUUAAAAGAAGACCUCACCGAUGGUGUUCACAUUGCUGUUUACAGGAUCCGUAACCUGCAAAAUCCUGCUAAGAAGUUUAAAGUGGAGGCUAAUGCCAACCAGCUGUACCUGACAGGCACUGUUGUUCUUCACAAAGAUGUCAACCUUGUCGUGGUGGAGGGAGGGCCUAAAUCUCAGAAAAAGUUCAAGAGGCUGAUGAUGCACAGAAUUAAAUGGGAGGAGCACAACAGUAAAAGAGAUGAUCCAGAUGGUGAUGAUGAUACGAAGAGGAACAACAAGUGUUGGUUGAUUUGGGAGGGUACAGCAAAAGAGCGUAGUUUCGGGGAUAUGAAGUUCAAGCAGUGCCCCACAGAAAGCAUGGCCAGAGAACACUUCAAGAAACACGGCACAGAACACUACUGGGAUUUAGCUCUCAGCCAAAGUGUAUUGGAUUGCACAGAUGACUGAAGAGUGACAGGAAAGAAGUCGGCACACCUUUUAUUAAACCCACAGCCUCACAAACCAGUCAGCCCUCACUAUGGCAAUGGCUGCUUUCCACUUGGGAGAGAGAGACUUCAUCAAGAGGCAUGAACAAUGAAAGAGGAGGAACAGUGAACCUGUGUGAACAUUUUAUGUCAGAGUGUGUGUGUGUGUGUAUGGGCGCCUUCAUCGAUGUCUAUCUCUUGGCGGUAGGCUAGUCUGUCAGGUGUUGCUCAAUUCUUUCUGACAGAUUAUACUGAGUGAUUUAAAUCACCUGCCUAUAGCUUCAUGUGAUGGCGAUAAUUAGUGUCACAUUACAGACAUUAAUUAUUUUCUAGUAUGUCCACUGAUAAUCUCUGUUUGAGUCAUGCAAUUAAUAAAACCUACCACAUCAGUGAAUGACUGCACUGGGACUGUGCUUAUACAUGUAUAGCUGACCUGGGAAAGAUUCCUGGGUUUCUGUUACCAUUACAUCAAUAUGAGACUCAUCCAUCUUAAUAAAACUAUAUUUCAAAGGCACCCAAAUUCUUUUUGUCUUUGGAGAAGAGAGGCUGUACUUGAGACAUGUAGCUAUAUUUCUUUGUUAUUCCACAAUCGCAGCCUUGAAUAAACAACAAACUUUA
Cheilinus undulatus (humphead wrasse) is the source of this 2946-nucleotide messenger RNA. It is a transcript of the gene prpf3, whose product is annotated as PRP3 pre-mRNA processing factor 3 homolog (yeast). Lineage: Eukaryota; Metazoa; Chordata; Actinopteri; Labriformes; Labridae. Gene Ontology annotation, biological process: mRNA splicing, via spliceosome. Gene Ontology annotation, cellular component: U4/U6 x U5 tri-snRNP complex. The coding region runs from base 194 to 2311 and encodes 705 amino acids. The transcript has 17 exons. The record is from RefSeq and is a predicted model, not a curated record.